This is a messenger RNA of Papilio polytes (common Mormon), 1309 nucleotides long. RefSeq lists its product as uncharacterized. The record is from RefSeq and is a predicted model, not a curated record. NCBI's taxonomy places the organism in Eukaryota, Metazoa, Arthropoda, Insecta, Lepidoptera, Papilionidae. Bases 104 to 1288 code for a protein of 394 amino acids. The transcript has 2 exons.
CUUAAUACGAUAAACCUGUUUGUAUACUAAAUACCUUUCAUAUUUGUUGACCAUACAUUUCUUAGACCGUCUACAAGAUAUCAGUGCACAUUCAGAUAGCGAAAUGACAAACGAGAAACGCUUAACUUGUGUUAUAGAAAAACUGGCUGAAAAGUUAGAGUUAAAAAACUACGAAUAUGAAUUUCGAAAUAUAGAAGAAACCAUAGAGAACUACUUCGGAAUACUUACUCCGAUUAUAUUGAAGGGAGAAACAAAAAAUGGUGUCUGGUCAAAAGAAUUGAUAGUAAAAAUUCCACCGCACCGAGAAAUAUUGAGAGAACUUGGCGUUAUCGAAGUGCUAUAUGGUGCAGAGGUUUUUGUUUAUAGCGUUUUGAUUCCACAUUACAAGAGACUUUCUAAAUUUGAUUUGAAUCAACUGUUCCCUGAAUGUUAUUAUUCAGAUUCUACUCUACACAAUGAAGUUAUUGUAUUAAAAGAUAUGUGCAAAGAAGGAUUCCGAAGGUAUAGUGGCGAAAGAUUUUUAGAUGCUGACCAUAUAAACGUAUGUUUAAAAUCAUUAGCUCAAUUUCACGCGCUUUCAAUGAUCUUGCAACAUAAUGUAAAGAACAUAGGAUAUGAAAAAAUUGUGACCCCUUACAAUUCGACUUAUCCAACGCAAUUGAUGGUAGCUUUAAGAAAUUCUUUAAGUAACCAUUUGGAUAGUUUCAAGAAUACUGAAUACGGUGAAUAUUAUUCUACGAUUUUUGAUAAUUUUGAUGAUAUUGUUGACAAUAAUACGAACAAAGCAAGUCGUUUAGUAUAUGGCCACGGAGAUUUGUGGAAGGAGAACAUUUUGUUCAAAUAUGAGAAUAACAAACCUGUAAGCGCGUGUAUCCUGGAUUUUCAAACAACUCGUCUUUUAUGUCCCGCUCAAGAUGUUCUAACAUUUAUCCUUACAAGUUCAGAAACAAAAGUGAGAAGGAAUUGUUAUAAUAUUUUUUUAUCUACCUAUUACGAUUGUCUUCAGCGAACUCUAUCGCAACACUCUCUAGAUCCCGACAUUAUAUACUCAAAAAACGAUUUCAAUCGUGACCUCAAAACAGUAGCACCUUAUUGCUUUAUAACAACUAACAUGGCUUUCUCCUUGUGGUUAGGCUUGGAAGAGGUAGCAUUAAUACAAAGUAAAAAUGUAUGCGAAGAGGGAAAUGAGAAAAUUUCAGCUAUACUUGAAUAUAAACAAAUUAUGCUCGAUAUUGUGCAAGAUUUUGUUAAUUUUGGGUACGUACCGAAGCCGAAGAGUGUUGAGUAAUACUAUCACUAUAUUUAGAAU